CUCCCUUGUUCCUCUUCUUUUGUGUUUUGCUCUUGUUUCUUUUCCCUAUCUCAAUAAUUUAUUACAUUUCUUGCAUUAUUUGAUCCUUGUAUGAUGAAAGUGGGAUUCGAGCUGGUUCAUGCAAAUUAUAAUCCAAACAUGAUUCGUUCACACAUGCAUGAAACAUGGGAUCACUACUCAAAUAUUAUUACUUCCUUGCCAUUUUCAGCUCCAACCCCAUCAAACCUAUAUCCAAAGCCAGCAACAGAAAACCAGUGCCUAAACAUGGGGCAGAAUGAAGUCUCUGAUUGGAUGGAGGAACACAUUGAUGACAUCACCAAACACCUUGUUGAAGACUUACCAGAAACCACUUCUGAUAGCUUGGUGCCAAAUAACACAACAAGGGUUUCCCAUCACAACCUUGUUCCCUCACUUUUACCCAACUUGAUCAGUGAAAGAAAAGCUUCAGGCUUUAGACCCCAAUUUGAGGCCAUCACCAAUGUUCACUCAGGUUUAGAUCAUAGCUACAAUGUCUGUGAUCAAGGGUUGAGCCUCAUAAGCCUUCUAAUGGAGUGUGCAGUGGCAAUUUCAGUCGACAACCUGGGUGAGGCUCAUAGGAUGUUACUAGAGCUAACACAAAUGGCCUCACCCUACAAAGCAUCAUGUGGUGAACGCGUUGUUGCUUAUUUUACCAAGGCCAUGACUUGCAGGGUCAUGAAUUCUUGGCUUGGGAUGUGUUCCCCUUUGCUUGAUCACAGAAACAUUAACUCAGCAUUCCAAGUCUUCAACAACGUUUCCCCUUUCAUAAAAUUUGCUCACUUCACUUCCAACCAGGCAAUCCUUGAGGCAGUAAACCAUUGUGACAGUAUUCACAUAAUCGACUUGGACAUCAUGCAAGGCCUGCAAUGGCCAGCUUUUUUCCAUAUAUUAGCCACCAGAAUGGAGGGUCCACCACAGGUAACCAUGACAUGCUUCGGAACCUCAACGGAACUCCUCGUUGAAACUGGGAAACAGCUCUCCAACUUUGCAAGAAGGCUUGGUAUGUCAUUCAAGUUCCACCCCAUUGCAAGCAAGUUUGGGGAAGUAAUCGAUGUGUCUAUGCUGCAUGUAAAGCCUGGCGAGGCACUGGCAGUGCAUUGGUUGCAGCAUUCACUGUACGAUGCAACUGGACCUGAUUGGAAAACACUCAGGCUCCUUGAGGAGUUGGAGCCAAGAAUAAUCACCUUGGUGGAGCAAGAUGUGAACCAUGGAGGCUCAUUCUUGGAUCGUUUUGUGGGCUCCUUGCACUACUACUCCACCCUAUUUGAUUCUCUUGGAGCAUACUUACACUUUGAUGAUGAAAACAGGCACCGUGUGGAGCAUGCCCUUCUCUCUAGGGAAAUCAACAAUGUGUUGGCCAUAGGAGGCCCUAAGAGGAACGGUGAAGACAAGUUUAGGCAGUGGAGAAGAGAGCUUGCUAACCACUAUUUUCAGCAGAUUCCCAUGAGUGCCAAUUCAAUGGCUCAAGCUCAGUUGAUAUUGAACAUGUUCUCACCAGCUUAUGGGUAUAGUCUUGCACAAGUUGAUGGCACAUUAAGGCUUGGAUGGAAGGAUACAAGUUUGUACACAGCUUCUGCAUGGACCUGUUGUACUUCUAACUAGCUUCCUACCUUCAGAAAAUUCAGCUGUAUAUUCAGAACAUUCAUUUUUCUAUUUCCUCCCUUGAGAAAUCUAGCUUCUUUGCUUUUUCUUCCAUUGUUUUUUUGCUUCCUAUUUUCUUGGCUCUCAUGCCCUUGGUAAUUUAACCACAUGACAAAACAUUACAAGUUAAA
Vigna angularis (adzuki bean) is the source of this 1790-nucleotide messenger RNA. RefSeq names its product protein SCARECROW. Gene Ontology annotation, molecular function: DNA-binding transcription factor activity; sequence-specific DNA binding. Bases 91 to 1620 code for a protein of 509 amino acids. Gene Ontology annotation, biological process: regulation of DNA-templated transcription. The record is from RefSeq and is a predicted model, not a curated record. Gene Ontology annotation, cellular component: nucleus. Lineage: Eukaryota; Viridiplantae; Streptophyta; Magnoliopsida; Fabales; Fabaceae. The transcript has a single exon.